AAAAUGAUAUAGGGAUCCAUAGACCCAAAUAUUGGGCCGUAAUGGGUACUGACCCGCCCCACUUACACAAACAGGAAAGCAAACCUAUGGAUUUUUAUUCAACUGAAGAAAUCGAGAAAACUGAGAAGAAGAAGAAUCAGUAUUGCUCCGGCGACUAGGAAUUGAAGCAGUUUUACAAGGGUAAAAUGAAAUUCUGGGAUUGGUAUCUGAAAAUUGCUGUUGUUUCGGCCAUGAUUGGAGGUUCCAUGGAGUUUUUCAUGAUUAAGACUGGAUUUUAUGAUAAGGUGACUGUUCUAGAAGCGGAAAAGAGAGCAUGGGAGAAUUCUCCUGAAGCCAAGGCUGUAAGAGACGCUCUUAAUCCAUGGAGACAUCAGGAUGCAGAAGCAAGAAAGGAUUCUUAGCUCUGUCACUUCGAUUAGCGAAUUAUAAGGCAACUCAGGGAUUGGCUUUGAAGGAAAAUUGUCCUGACGUAGUGCUAUUUUCAGCUUGCUCCUAUUGAUAUCUCUCAUCAAACGUUUAUUGAAGAGCAUGUUACAACUUACAACUGAUUGUUUCAUCAGCUUGGUUGUCACUUCACUUAGCAUGUGAUGAACAAGUUCUGUGAAGGCAAAAUUGAGACAUUUCAAAUUAUAAAACUUGUGGAACCCUACUUGUUGUUUUCCUUGAUCUCUCAAGAUUAGUACUCUGCUUUCUUGGAUCUGCAUGGGUAAGAGAAACAAUCAGUGGCACCUCUGAGAAAAAUAAUGGACUAGAUAGCCAUUUGACAAUAUGUAUUUAUUCCACUAAUUUUUUAUUCUCUCCCCUUCUUUUGUGUGUGAGAAAGGGUUGAUUUAUACCUUUGCUCCUCUCAUAGUUCCUUAAAAUGCUGAACCACAGAAGACUAUUCUCAUG
Molecule: messenger RNA, 891 nt
Organism: Solanum lycopersicum (tomato)
Lineage: Eukaryota; Viridiplantae; Streptophyta; Magnoliopsida; Solanales; Solanaceae
Source: RefSeq, a predicted model, not a curated record